AUACCACGAGAUACCAUGAAAAAUAAUCGUCAUGACUUCUUGAACAUUGGUGUUUUUCGGAAUACCGAUAUCCUUACAAGAACACAUUUUGACUCAUUUUCCGCAUCAUUCCAGGAGGAGAACAACAACGAUCUGCACCUGGACGAGGAAACCAGCGGUCAGAUUUUCCUCCAGAGUUGCAGUCAGUUGCUCACGUCGGUGGCAGCCGCUGCCGCCAACAACUCGCACCUCAAUGUCCUCGCAGGCGACGGUACUAGUCUGAGCGAUGCUCAGGUCCUUCUUGCCAAUGGUGCCAAUCUGCUGGCUCAGCAACAUCAGAAUGGCUCCGACAGUCACCUACAGGAGCAACUGUUCCUGGUACAGGCCCAAGGGCUGCUGCAACAGCAGCACCAACAGCAACAACAACAACUCGCUCAAAGUCAACAGCAGCAGCAGCAGCAACAACAUCAGCAACAGCAGCAGCAGCAUCACCAACAUCGGUUACACCAGUUGGCCACCAACACGCUGCUGGCGGAGAAGUUGCUCCAGAACCAGACCACGCUGACGGCCCUGGACGGGGCGGGGAUACCGACGUCGAUAGCCGUGACGGCGGCGGUUGUACAGGGAAACGGACGAGCCGGAAAGCCGCCUGACAUCGUCAUUAAAGGUAACAUGGACGUUUCAAGCAUAAGGAUAAAGAAGAGGUUAGAUCUUGCAUGACCUUGGUACCAAGUGAUAAUGUUACGUAUUAUUUUUAGCCCACAUCCUAUCAUAGGCCUUUGAAAUAAUGCUAAUAUAAUGCAAAAUGUUUUCUUAUAGGUUCGAAAUUGAACCGAAAAAAAAUGACCAAGUUAUUAUUAAACAUCAGCUGGCCCAGUUGGCCUAAAGGUAAUUAUUUUUUUAUUGCUCUCAAUGAGCAUCCUGACGAAUAGGUCAAAAAAGGUGCUUCAUGGUUUGUGGCAAGCUAAUAACCAUAAAAAUACCUUAUGUUCUUUGCCAUUUGUACGAGUGCUGGUGGUCAAUCAUGGGAGUUACCAAUAUUUUUUUGCCAUGGAAAUUAGUUGUAAAUCCGAAAAAGCGUGAACUUGGAUCGGAUUAACUCACUUAAAGGUUAUUGGAAAGUCUUGUUUAUAAAUACUGUCACUUGGAAUUGGUUGCAUACCUUCAGGCUAUUCCACGUUCGGCCACGUCCGAACAAGAAUCAACCGAAGUUUUUUCUUCAAAACUCAAGGCGAGACUUUUUUCCGCUAAAGAACCGUAAUUCCUAUCGGAAAACCAGCUGGACCAACAAUUUCCCAGCGAAUUCAUGGUCGAAGAAGGCGGCGAAUUUGGUGUCCAAUUUGCUUAGGGAAGCACUGUGGGUGUGGGCGCUGGCGAGCGAGCGAGCUAUGGGACCGUAAAAUUGACGCAAGAACGCAAGUAACAAGUCCACCGGCGGCAGAGUCGAAAAUAAUGUGUACUGGAACCGCUGGUUGCUUGCUUGCUUGCCUGCCUGCUGUUGCUGCCGUAUCCGGUAAUUGAAUAUUAAAUAAGCUGCCAUAAACAAUUUGAGGAUACUUUUUUUCGUUGUUCGUGGUUGGGCCAAUGGUAGAUGAUGGACAUGAAUAACUUCUUUAUUAUGGAUCCAAGUGGGAGCAGGAAAAGUUUUUCUGGUAGAGGUUGUAUUGCGUGAAUUUAAUGGGCUUCAGAAGGCGGUUUUCCCUAGUACAAGUUUUGGUUUGCAGUUGAAAAUGUGUUUUAAGAAUUAAAAAUUUAUCAAAACAGUUGGAAAGUUGUUAAAAAUUGAGUUUUAACAUAAUAGUCUUGACGAAGACUACAAAUAUGUAAACCGAAACGUCGGAAAUUAUUAUUUGUGAAAAACUGAUUCGGUACUAGUAAAAUAGACUGAUUUAAUCCUUCAAAGCAUUGCAAAAGUCCAUUUUAUUGUUUCUGACAUUUCGGCUCACACGGCAAGGGUCUUCUUGAAUAUUUAUUUUCUUUAUUUUCAAGUUUUUAUUUAGAUUUUAUUUUCUGAGCCUAAUUUACUGACUUACAUUCCAAUUGCCCCAGCAAUUGAGACCAUCGGACCCCAAAAAUAUACCCAUUCUAAUACCUUGAUUGACAGAUCACACGCCACGCGUGUCAGUAGUGUCGCAUGUGAACCAUUAAUCAAUGGCGCCCGAGACCUGGCGAAUAUUUCCAACACCACACCAAAAUGGAAAUCAAAUGACCGCAAUCUUAUCGGCGUAGUUGGCCGGCAUAGCGUUGCCAAAUGGUCGACGAAUCUUCAGCCAUAAGUUUCCUGUUUUCGGUUUGGUUCGAGCGGAAAAAAAUUCAUGGCAGUUGGCUUGCUUGCUUGCUUGCUGGUUGGAAGAAACUGGCAAAUUGCGUACGGUUGUGUAAUUUAUGGAAAGGAAAACUUUUGGACAAGUUCGCCGCCACCUUCUCGGUGUAGGGUACAGUGAGGUGGUGGUAGUAUGCGGAAAUGGUGCGGAACUUUGUCCGUCGGAAGGAAGUGUGAGCGAGCAGCCAGCAGCGUGGGUAAAAAUCCCUGAAGGAAAAUAACCAUGACUUAUGAAUAUUCAUUUAUUUAUUACUCACUUCCAGGGGG
Molecule: messenger RNA, 2569 nt
Organism: Aedes albopictus (Asian tiger mosquito)
Lineage: Eukaryota; Metazoa; Arthropoda; Insecta; Diptera; Culicidae
Product: GATA zinc finger domain-containing protein 10
Exons: 2
Coding region: 16-699 (227 amino acids)
Source: RefSeq, a predicted model, not a curated record